Closterium sp. Naga37s-1 is the source of this 648-nucleotide messenger RNA. NCBI's taxonomy places the organism in Eukaryota, Viridiplantae, Streptophyta, Zygnematophyceae, Desmidiales, Closteriaceae. The record is from the annotation of a GenBank genome assembly.
AUGAUGCUGCGAGGGUACUAUAGCGAGGACACGAGGAACGCCACUCUCAUUGUGGAUGGGAAGGCUGUCCACACGUGGAUUAAGGAGCUUGGAAUCGUGUGGUUCACGAAUGGUGCGACGCACACCGCGCGACUGGUGGCACGAAACGGUAAGCAGCAGCGACGAGGCGACGGAUUCAUGAGGAUAAUUGAAAUCGACGGUCAAAUUCAGCCGCGCAUGCGACUGGGCGACACUGUUCUCCCAUCCAACGACACUGGUCUCACGAUAACAUUCAAGGCGGAAGAGAAAGAGGGGCCGUACGACGUGGAUUACUACACUCUUGAAGUCGACGGGCUGUUGUCGCUUGACGUGAAGCUGCGUAUAGCGCAACCGAGCCUCCAAACGCCAACGGACGCGGAAGUCCACAUCAACGUGGGGGUGGCGAAAUUUGCGCGCACUGAUGCGAUUCACGGCGUGUUGGGGCAGACUUUCCGCGCGGACCACGCGCAGAGGGCAGUGGAAUUCCAGAAGUUGGUGGCUUCCCUGCACCGCCGCGUUUCCGCUGAUGCCGAAGAGGGGAAGGGCUUCCUCGACGGUACCCCCCGCUCCUAUGAGAGUAGCGGUGUACUCUCUACAGACUGCGCAUUUGCUGCAUAUCGUCACGCCUAA